AUGAUCGCGGCUCAGCUACACACCGUCGCCGACGCUGCCAACUACGCUGCCACGUCGGCCUACCUGAACAGUCUCAUGGGCCAUGCCGGCUGGCGCACCUUUUUCGGGUCCAAUUUUCCAUCGAUUCGCGUGCCCACGCACCUACGCGGCAUAGGCAAGUGGCGAGGACUGGCAAUGAAGAUGACGACCAUGGACCGCGCGUGGGAGCGCCGCUCGUUCGACAUUUACAGCUACGGCGAGCACCCGAUCGCGCCCUGGGACGGCAUGCACUAUCGUCGCCACGGCGGCCGCAGAGGUCAGAGGAGCAUCGGGCAUGCCACGCCCGUGGACGCUGGGCUGGUUCCUGGCACGGCGGACGAGGUCGUGGCGUGCGGUGCGGGGGAGGACCUCAUGGUCAAGAGGUCGGGAAUCGAGGGCAAGAGACCGGGUCGCUGGACACAGCACCUGGGACGGGACAAUGGCUUUGAUCCAGGGCCGGGGGACAUAACAGCGGUGUCGGUGGUGCAUCGCCACGAUCAGACAGAGGUCGCCACUGGGCGCGCAAAUGGCCAAGUUCACCUGCAGCGGCUUAUUGGCAGCUGCAUUGCGACGAUAGUACAGCUUUCUUUGCUCCCACAAGCCAGAGACUCUAAAGAAAGUCGUCCAUCGUGUUCUGACCGCUACCUCUGGUUGGACGACACGGCAAUCUCCCUUAUAGAAUGGGAGCCACUGUCCAACUUGCUCGCAACCGGCCAGGACAAGCAUCUCCGGAUGUACAGCCUGUCGCAGUUGCCUGCCGACGGAGAUUUUGAGCUGGAGCCCAUCGAAGUGUAUGACGCCACUUGGAACCAACAGCCCUGUCAGAAUCGCACUUUCAUGAAUACGACCAAGUUUCUUGACAGCACUACUGUUGCUUGUGGGAUCGCAAACGCACACAAUCCUCUGCAAUGGGGACGGCUGACUCCUGACGGGUUGCGGCUGCAGUCUACAUCUUCAGACACGGGAGGAGAUGCUGGGCUGGGGCGGCUACAAACAGUCAAUGCCAUCGAAACCGUGGGGGCAAAGGGAACGUUGAUUCUCAGCGCAUGGUGCGACGGCACAAUCAGGCUCACCGAUCUUCGAACCCCCGAACCCUUCGAUUGUAAAUACUACCGUCGUGGAAGCAGCCCGCAGGACCCGAGCAGUGCGCUCAUGACGCACGGCCAGGAGCGCUUCGUGGCCGGGUCCAGCACCUCGCCCGCCCUUCACUUCUUCGACUACCGCAGCCCGACAAAGGCAUACCACUGCACAGACGAGCUCCCGAGCUCGGCCGACAGUCCGCCUCCAGGACGCAACAGUAACAACCAACGAGACGAGCGCUACGCCGCGAUGUUGCUGCCGCCGGAGGGCACUACCACCGUCGCGUGCCGUCCCUACAAGGACAUCGCCUGCGGCUGGGACGCCGGCUCGCGGCGAGCAGCAGAACAGACGACGGUGCGCGCCCACAGCGCCGUCUUUGAGCACGUCGUCUCGCUGGCGCGGUCCUGCGACGUCGCCGACACCUUUUACUGCGGCCUGCGCGGCGGCCUGCUUGAGACGCGGCUCUUCCAGGAGCGCUGGGCCGGCGACAGCAGCGACGAAGCAGCGGCGUGGGCGGCUGCCGCGGAGCUGCCGCGGUACUGGCCGCACGAUCUCGGCAAGCACAACGCGUGGAGCCAGAAGCAGCGGCCCCGGGCCAUGGUGGUCCUGGAGGAGACGACAGGAUCCGCUCGCGAGGACUACUUUUACGUGCCGCAGUCGCCGCAGUCUCCCUGGCGCGGCGCCCACGCCCGCGCGUCGACGGUUCCGGUGCUGCUAGACGCAAAGGGACACCGCGUCUGCCCCCCAGUCACGGCGGCGGCGUGCUGGCCAGAUGACCGCGAGGGGCGGCUGGAACCGGCUUGGACCACGAACGGGGGCCCGACGACGAGGCUGCCGUUGACGCCCGUGGCAUCAGAAUGCGGGGAUGAGGCAGACGAAGAGGCGGACUGCGCGGGGGAGGAGACGGAGGUGGAAACGCUGCGGUUGUCGUCUGAUGAGUUGCUGAGGGGACCGGAUGAGUCUGAUGAAGAAGACUUGCCGCUUUUUUCUUUUCUUUACUGA
This is a messenger RNA of Akanthomyces muscarius, 2100 nucleotides long. RefSeq lists its product as uncharacterized. Lineage: Eukaryota; Fungi; Ascomycota; Sordariomycetes; Hypocreales; Cordycipitaceae. The coding region runs from base 1 to 2100 and encodes 699 amino acids. The record is from RefSeq and is a predicted model, not a curated record. Gene Ontology annotation, molecular function: protein binding. The transcript has 2 exons.